Molecule: messenger RNA, 750 nt
Organism: Suillus subalutaceus
Lineage: Eukaryota; Fungi; Basidiomycota; Agaricomycetes; Boletales; Suillaceae
Exons: 5
Coding region: 202-414 (70 amino acids)
Source: RefSeq, a predicted model, not a curated record
GGGUAUUUCACAUGCACAAUGAUAAGUAAAUGUUACAACUGGAGUCUCAUGGGCCAUAAGCAGGACACAUACGGAGUACAAGGCAGCAAGCACAUAUUUCAAACAGACACAACAUCUUCACUGUGUUCUUGAGAACUUGGCCCAUCAGUAGGGUGGAUGCAUUUCACGAAGUGCUAAAAAUUACACUACCUUCCCCCAUACAUGAAGGGACGCCGCAUUUACGUGCUGAGGUGUUGGAUCUUGUUCCCCAGCCGAGUUUCGUGCCGAAUUCAUGAAAUCUUCGAUGUCCACUCCAUCGAGUCUGUACCAAGAUUUAAUCUCCUGAAGGAAGACUGUGUCCCCCGCGGUAGGGACGGAUGCGUGCUCGCCGCUAGAGAAAGUUAUAGCCGGGUUAUCUCUGCCAAAGAGUUGUAGCUAACGUUGCUGCUGAUCCAAUUAUGAAUACCCUUCUGCAGAAGCUCUUGUCGAGGAUUUGGCAAACGAUAUUUAGACGUAUUCAAUCCGGCGACCGUUGCGUACUCCGAGCCUAUGAGGUCCUUUGAUGAGAGCAGACAGGAAACGACAUUACGGUCUGCCUCGAGAAUUAUCUUGGACGCGCAUGUGAAAAUACUCAAUGUCACCUUCGCGUAGGGAUGAACAUUUGCGAUCUCGGUGGCAACAGAAUUGAACGCCUUCAAGGGUCCAAGAAACGAGGAGUUGAAUGUGUUGAUUGUAUCAGAUACGGAUUGUAGGUUGUUGGCUGCUGAAAAA